Rotaria socialis is the source of this 801-nucleotide messenger RNA. The record is from the annotation of a GenBank genome assembly. NCBI's taxonomy places the organism in Eukaryota, Metazoa, Rotifera, Eurotatoria, Philodinida, Philodinidae.
AUGACAACAUCUAAACUGAAUACAAAUCCAACGAUCCUAUCAAAACUUGAAACAACACCAAAUCUGAAUUCUUACAAUCGUGAUGUUGGUCAACAACGAAUUUCGCCAUCUAAACGAACAGCAAUGAUUAAUAAUUUGGAUCCAUUGAUAGAUAAUAAUAAUACAACAGUUUUGCAUCAAUCAAAAACUUGUCAUUCAUCUCGGUCAACUAAACAAAAAGAAAAAUGUGAAAAUGCGAAUAUAUCAUUAUCAAAACCUGAAAGUGUCAGCGAAGAAAUGUAUACAACUCCAUUAAAUAAUGACGAUACAAGAAUAUCUUCAUCGAUCAAACAAAAACAACAAGCGAGACAAGAGAUGGGAGAUUACAUUCGGCGAGAUCCCAACGAAGAUGCAGAUGAAGAAUCGAUGACUACUUAUGCUAUUAUGAGAAAAAAUAAAACGCCCAAUGAACAUAUUCAUUCAUCAUUAAUAUCAUCAAACAAUUCUGCUAUGCAUGUACAGCAGCAACAACAGCAAGGCAUGGGCGAUCAUUAUCAUACUAGUACAAGACAACAUAGAACGAGAAGUAAAACAACUGGAUUAUUAAAUCGAAAAUAUCAGCGACUGAUGAUCGAACAGCAAGAUCUUGAUACAUCAUUGGAUGAGAAAAAUACAUAUCGUUGGCGCAUAUUUAUAUAUAUAAUCCUCCUAGUUGUAUUAGCUUUUAUUGUUUAUCGAUUCUGUCUUGCCGUAUGGCCUAAACGAAAAAAGACAUUGAUGGAACAAUUCAUUGAUGAUAUAUAUAAUUUUUUUACACCUUAA